CUUCUUUUUUUUGGUUGGCUAAAAGGGUUAACCCAAUUGAAUUUUGCCUUUCUGGGCUCUACACUGAUACUCAUUUCUAAGGAACAAUCAGGAUUCUAAUGAUAAUGACCUCUAAAUUUGUUUCACAUAGGUCAUUACAGAGGGCACUUGACAGAAAACUUUAUCUUCUUCUUUAUGGAAAAGCAUAUGGCUCUCCUAGUGACAAGCCUGUCUGGCAUUUCCCUGAAAAAGUUUAUGAAUCUGAAGAAACAUUGCGGAAGUGUGCAGAAUCUGCAUUACAGUCUGUCUUAGGUGAACUUUCUCACACAUAUUUUGUUGGCAAUGCUCCUAUGGGUCAUAUGGUCAUACAGCCAGCAGAUGAUGCACAAGAGUCUGGCUACAAGCGAUUCUUUUUCAAGUCCCAGGUGACUGCAACGAACAAAUUUGAAAUUGGAAAGUGUGAAGACUUUGUUUGGGUGACGAAGGAUGAACUACUGGGUUAUUUUCCUGAGCAAACUGAGUAUCUCAACAAGAUGAUCAUCAGCUGAUUUGGAAGACAGUGAGGUCCAAAUGCACUUUGUUUCAGAACCCGGAUGGAUUGCUUAUGAUUCUGUUUUGCAUUCAACACUUGCCAUUCACUUAGCAGAAGGAAUUUUGAUAUCCCUCAGGAAUGGUCACUUGAUUUUUAGCAUAGGCUGCUCAAUUCCCGUGAAUUCCCGUCCAGUGUUCCAAAUUUUGGUGUUUUUCUGGGAUUUUAAAUGCCAUCUAUUCUAAAUAAAUUAUCAAUAUCCAUGUGCCCAUUACUUUUAUAUGAUGAUGAUGAUGCCCUGCUCUUCUGCAAUAAGAUUUCUCCGCGUCAUCUAUACAUGGUAGUUCACUUUCAACGAGUAAUUAUCUCUUUGUGGAGAACACCUUCAUAAA
Molecule: messenger RNA, 900 nt
Organism: Populus euphratica (Euphrates poplar)
Lineage: Eukaryota; Viridiplantae; Streptophyta; Magnoliopsida; Malpighiales; Salicaceae
Product: 39S ribosomal protein L46, mitochondrial-like
Exons: 3
Coding region: 99-527 (142 amino acids)
Cellular component (GO): mitochondrial large ribosomal subunit
Molecular function (GO): structural constituent of ribosome
Source: RefSeq, a predicted model, not a curated record